This is a messenger RNA of Spizellomyces punctatus DAOM BR117, 1884 nucleotides long. RefSeq lists its product as hypothetical. The transcript has 24 exons. Gene Ontology annotation, biological process: lipid metabolic process. Gene Ontology annotation, molecular function: triacylglycerol lipase activity. The coding region runs from base 298 to 1620 and encodes 440 amino acids. NCBI's taxonomy places the organism in Eukaryota, Fungi, Chytridiomycota, Chytridiomycetes, Spizellomycetales, Spizellomycetaceae. The record is from RefSeq and is a predicted model, not a curated record.
UGACAUUACCAGUAUGUCAGGAUGUCGAAUAGCAUGGAGCCGACAUUUGAUAACCGCCUGAUAACCGUCAGAUUGCGUCUCAGUGACAUGACCACAUUUCCUUCCAAUAUUGCAUGCAGCUGGUUGAGAGGAGUUUCUGGAUAUCUAAUGCGUACUAAACCUGAAGAUAGUCUACGGGAGCGACUCAGCCAGGCAAAGACGUAUGCGGAAUGGGAAAUGAUAGCGGCCGAUCUUGAUAUAAUACUAGGUCCGAUGAUCAUAUGACGCUGAGAAACUUAUAGUCGUGUUGAUUCUCAUAUGUCUACAGGAAACGAUGUGUGGAAGGCAGACGCUACCUCCAACAUCUACGACUAUAAAUUAAUUCAGUUCAGAUUGGAGCAUCUGGCGGAAGUUCGGGAUAGCGGAGACGUUGCAGAAUUAAUUUACUUGCUCCGAUCAGGGCUUCUUCGGAAUCUCGGCGGUAUUGGCGACCCACGAUUGUUUUCUCGAUCAUACUUAGGGACAAAGAGUCUGAUUGAGGAUUAUCUGAACCAAGUUGUAACGCAGCUGCAGUACAUUCAGCGUAACGAUUUUGAGGUGCUCAGUCCUCAACAAAAAGUGGAAUUUUUUCAUGAUACCCGUCAGAGCUUUGGAAAUACAGCAUUGCUACUGGAAGGAGGGGCAACAUUUGGAUUGUUUCACCUAGGUGUGGUCAAAGCUCUAAGCGAACAUCACCUUCUUCCUCGGAUCAUCAGUGGAUCAUCUGUCGGGGCGUUGAUUGCGGCUUUAGUCUGCGUCCAUACUGAACAGGACUUACCGUGUAUCUUUCAACCGGGCGGGAUCAACUUGAAAGCGUUCGCUAAGAAAGGAAUCAAAGGCAACAUCACCCGUAAAAUCACCCGACUUCUGAAAUAUGGGUACUUGAUGGAUGUGAAGGUCCUGGAGGAUUGUGUCCGUAGUAAUGUGGGAGAUCUGACAUUUGAGGAGGCGUAUGCGCGCAGCAAACGGGUGUUGAACAUCACUGUCGCAUCCACACGGAAGUAUGAGGUACCGCGACUUUUGAAUUACCUGACUGCACCAAAUGUGUUAAUUUGGAGUGCAGCAUGCGCAUCAGCGGCUGUCAUGGGUCUCUACGAGUCGGUCGAUCUACUGGCAAAGGAUAAUUACGGUAACAUUGUGCAUUGGAGCCCAAGUGCCAUCAGUUGGAGCGACUCUUCUUGCGAAAGUGAUUCUCCGGAAAUAAGACUCGCUGAACAGUUCAAUGUGAAUCACUUCAUACUAUCACAAGCCAACCCAUAUAUUGCACCUUUCCUAUCGAAAUGCCCACAGGGACAAGGUGACAGUCUCUCAGAUAAGCUGUUCAUCUUUCUGUCUUCCGAAAUUCGACAUCGCUUACACCAGUUGGCGCAAAUUGGCCUGAUGCCCCGAACGCUGCAAACACUUUUCGAACAGAGAGCUCAAGGUCAUAUUACGAUAGCCCCUCCUUUGAGUUCAAUGGAUUUCUACCAGCUUUUUUCGAACCCCACAUACGCUUCCUUGAACUAUUGGAUCUUAAAGGGAGAACAGUCGACAUGGCCUUUUUUAUCAUUUAUCAGGAGCCGAACUAAAAUUGAGCUGGCCCUCGACAAAGGUAAUCAGUAACGCGUGGGAAUGUCCGACGUGUCGCUCAGAACCUCGGAGUAGCAUAUAUAUAUACGAGAGAAUUCCUUAAGCAAACCCGAGAAGCUUUGAUAAGAGGGGACGAAUUUAAGCGUACAAGAUCUGUUUGCUGAUCAAUGGUUAUUCACUGUGGAUAUAUAGUCAUACAAGCUGGCGAGUCGGUUAUCAAUAUCUACAGUGUCCAGAUUUGUGUCCAAAUCCCAGUCCGCAAAAUCAUCUUUGCUCAGUGUCAUUCUAGCGGUUGCA